AUGGACAUUUCAGCAACGACAAGGUCGGGACCCUCGGCAUCCAGUCUUUCAACUGGCGAGUAUCAGGAUCGUGCUCCUCGACCGUCGCCCGCUCGAGGACAGUCCAAUGUGACUUCGGUUGGGUGGGGUCACUUAUCGUCGUCUUCCGGCCUCGUCUCGCCGCCUGCAGAAUCAGCUGGUCAGAGCGGAUUCUUGGGCAAGAGGAGUCGAGGCACGGGUACGGGAAGGCCAGGGUGGGAGGGCGAGGAGGUGGUCGGGGUUUUAAGAGAGGAUGGGAUGCCAGCUGUGCCCUCAUUUGCGAAUCAGCUCUCACGGGUUCUGCUCGUGCCCCUGUCCGACUCUCCGACUUUGCCUUCGCUGUCCUUGCUCUUGGCCCAAGGGACUACACCGUCGGCCAUCUGUUUCCAGCAAGACUUGCUCGACCGAGCCAGACGGACCGAGGCCGACUGGCUACCUAGUGCUUUACAGAUGAUUGGGACAGCGACUCGAAGAGGUAGCGAAGGCUCUGUACAGCAAGAUUCGGACAGCAAGGAACGUCACAUACACGUCAUCGCCUAUUCGGCCAACCCGGCGCUCGCCCCAUCCGUCGUGGAUGAGUGUUUAAGAGCCGGAGCCAUCGGGGUUCUCCAGCCGCCCUAUGACAACGAGGUUACACUGAAGAAGAUUCGCAGGAUGAUCAUGUGGGCCGAGAGGAGUCAGGAGGUCAGGCGGUCAUUUGACGCUUCCCAGGAGGCGGGUUUGGCAGAGCAAGAGGAGGUGCAAAGGUCGGCCGAGGCGUUCGUCAGGCGGGAAGAGCAAGUUUUGGAGGACGCUGCCGCUGUUCCCUCGAUUGUUCCAGAAGCAGAGUGUCACGAUGACGAAGGGAAACUGGACGCAGAUGAGCCGACCGAGGCUGAACUCACGACGGGCCCCGCCAAGACGCUCUACAGCCAUCUAGCCGCCUACGACUUUUCCUCACGCCGUCGAUCGGUCGACAACGGUGGAUUGUCGCUGGCGCUCGAGCGAGCACAUCAGGCGGCCAAACAGAAUCGGUUCAAGUCGGCCGCCGACAUUCACGCCCCACCUCCUGCAAUGACUCCGCCUAUCAAGCAGGAUAGAUCAUCGUCUCUGGCUGGACUCGAAGGCUAUCUCAUCACGCAGCAGGAGGAUCCGCAGGGAGACGCAACUAUCAUAGCGGAGCUUCUGGGCGAGAUGUAUCGACAGACUCGGAUCAGCAUCGAGAUCCAGAUGAUUGAUUAUGCGGAAUUUUCGGCCCCGCUGGAACCUGCUCAUCGUGCACGGCUCGUCGAAGCGCUUUCUACAUGGAACUUCCGGCCUCACAUCCUGGAUGAAGCGGAUCUCUUCCGAUGUGCUUGUCUGCUGUUUGAAGCUGUCCUGCGCAUCAAGGGGCUUGCCGAGUUGGGCAUAACUGCAGAUCAAAUCAACCGCCUGUUAUUUGCUAUUCGAGCGAUUUACCAUGCGCCUAAUCCUUAUCAUAACUACAUCCACGCCGUCGACGUCUUACAAGCGUCAUACACCUUUCUCGUCGCCGUCGGCGUGGCUCCGCCCCCUUCGAUCUUGCUCGAUACCACGAGUGGCCCUUGGUACAGAGCCGAGAUUGUCGACAAUGGCAACACGGAAGAGUACAACGCCAAGGUCGCGACUCAGAGUAUCCUUCGCCCUCAAGACGUGCUAGCUGUCAUGCUCGCUGCUAUGGGUCACGAUGUCGGACAUCCGGGCCUCAGCAACGUCUUUAUGAAAAACGCCAAAACCCCGUUGUCACAGGUCUAUGAAGACAAGUCCGUCCUGGAAAACAUGCAUUGUAUGUUGAUCGUGCAGUUGCUACGGAAGCACGGGUUCGGUUUCUUGCUCGAGCGCUCCCAGUCGACUGGUCUCGGGACGGCUCUCCCUGAUGGAGCAGUUGAAGAUUGGAAGAGUUUCAAGAAGCUUCUCUACUCGACUGUACUCGCGACCGACAUGAGCAUUCACUUCAACUGGAUUAAGCGCUUUAUCGAUUACGGCAAGCGGAUGCGAGCCGAUGGUGUCCAGUCGUUAGCCAAGCCGGAAGAAGAGGAGGCGAGAAUCUUACUCUCGCAGGCCAUCAUUAAAUGCGCAGAUAUCAGUAACCCAACCCGUCCGAUCGAAGUGUCGGAACACUGGUCAACCGUAUUGCUGGCGGAAUGGGCCAACCAGGCUAGUCUGGAGCAAGAACUGUCUUUGCCCAUCUCGGUCGUCGCCAGCGCCGAUGCUGCUAUACAAGCAAAGGGUCAAAUCGGGUUUAUCGAUCUCUUCACCCUGCCUCUCUUCGAUGCGGCUGCAGACGCCAUGCCUGGUUUGCGAUACUAUGCUGAGGCCUGCGGAGAAAACCGGGCUCUUUGGCAAGAUCGCUUCGAUGCGAUCAAUGCUCUGGCAGCCACCACUCCACCCCCGCCUAUCAAAGCGCUCUCGAUCAGAUCGGAGAAUACCGCCUCACUCGAAGCGAGAUAUCGAAACCUCUUCCCUCUCUCACUCCCUCGAUCAAUGUUUCAAGGAGCUUCUAGCGCUACCGGCUCGACAGCCAGCUCACCAUCUACUCAAUCGGUUCAUAAUCUCGCCAUCGACGAGGCCGCUCUCGCAGAUAGCCAUACCAUGAGGUCCGCCUAUAUCGAACAUACCACUCGUCGAUCGAGCAAUACCCCAUUUCGAACGCCUCGUCUGAAGCGUUUCCAACAAUAG
Filobasidium floriforme is the source of this 2694-nucleotide messenger RNA. RefSeq lists its product as uncharacterized. Bases 1 to 2694 code for a protein of 897 amino acids. The record is from RefSeq and is a predicted model, not a curated record. Gene Ontology annotation, molecular function: 3',5'-cyclic-nucleotide phosphodiesterase activity. Lineage: Eukaryota; Fungi; Basidiomycota; Tremellomycetes; Filobasidiales; Filobasidiaceae. Gene Ontology annotation, biological process: signal transduction. The transcript is spliced from 8 exons.